This is a messenger RNA of Dreissena polymorpha, 2692 nucleotides long. Its product is annotated as leucine-rich repeat-containing protein 74A-like. The record is from RefSeq and is a predicted model, not a curated record. Lineage: Eukaryota; Metazoa; Mollusca; Bivalvia; Myida; Dreissenidae. Gene Ontology annotation, biological process: nucleocytoplasmic transport; activation of GTPase activity. Gene Ontology annotation, molecular function: GTPase activator activity; small GTPase binding; calcium ion binding. Gene Ontology annotation, cellular component: nucleus; perinuclear region of cytoplasm; cytosol. The coding region runs from base 328 to 2364 and encodes 678 amino acids. The transcript is spliced from 13 exons.
CGGCUGUGCUAUGUAAACAGCGGCCUAUUAUGCGACUGUCAGGCGAUGUUUGAUUUAAAUUAAACAGAACACUUCUUGGUGAUUGGUGCUCUAUACCUACACGAAAUAUAUUUAAUAUUGCUUUAUCUUUAUUUUAUUGCGACGGAUAUUACUGCAAAUAGCUAUUACAUAAGACAAACACGGUAAGAAAUAAAAAUGUGUGUAAUUAGGUUUUAUUCAAAGUGUUAAGAACAUUGCUUAUAAAUAACGCUCUGGACACUGGUCGUUCUGGAUUUAUAGCAUUGAUGAACAUGUUUGGAUUCCGUGUUUAUAAACUGUUGGUAAAGGAUGGUAGUCGUGAACCCAAAACCGUGGUCUGAGAUGUCACCAGAUGACCUUGAAAAUGACCCCGCCCGGGACUCCCCGGACUCGGACCUCCGCAUGCGACUCAUAUCCGGCGCGUUUACGAAUAUGGAGAAUGGUGAAAGGGACUUCUUUGCGAAACAAUCUGACUUACACAAACUAGAUAAACUACAGUCAACGCCGCGAACGCGUUCAGCUGUUCAAACACAGAGAAUGACCAAAGGUGGCCAAACUAUUUUGAACCAUACGGUGCCGUUUACGUACAAAAAUAGUGCAAUAUCUUCGUCUUAUAUCAGUCCUCGGCAGCAUGCGCUUACGGCCUCACGCGUGAAGAAGUCGGCCGCGGAACUAGUUGAAUACAUGCGCAAUCAUACCAUGCCCAACAUGAAAAUCAAACACAUCGCGCACUCUUCGGCGACGUCCUUCGACUAUGAUGAAUCUGAAGAAUUGCCACUGGAAAUGGUCAAAUCCUACAUCAAACCCAAACGUUACGUCGUCGAAACGGAAGAAAUCUACACGCGGGCGUGUUCGUUCAUGCAUAUAACGGCGUCCCAGACGUACGUGAAGCAGGUGUCCUCAACACGAGCCGUAUCAAUGGCAAACACGUCAUUAAGUAACGUCUCCGUGAAACCGAUCGCAAUUUCUUUAGUGAGAGAUCACCGGAUUCACACUCUUGACCUGUCUGGCAACGAUCUCGGGCCGCUGGGCACCAUGUACAUAGCAGAGAUGCUUGCCGUUAACGACACUAUCUGCGAACUGAAUCUUACCAGCACGAACCCGGGCCGCGAUGGUCUGGAAGCGUUAGCGACCAGGAUCUACUUCAACAACACACUCAACGUGCUCAGAUUGGAAAGCAACGCAUUAGACCAUACAGAAAUGACUGUUGUUGUUGAUCUUAUAAAGAAUGCCCCGAACCUUCAAGAGCUUUACCUGGGACACAACAAUCUGGGGUACGAGGGCGGCAAACUGUUGGCUACAGAGCUAGAGCGGAACACCACCUUGCGGGUACUGGAUCUCCAGUGGAACCACUUCCGACGAGAGAGCGCCAUGCAUGUGUGUAGCGCUAUUAAGUCAAACAAUGGUCUACGUAAACUAAAUCUGAGUUGGAACGGCCUCGGAAAGGAAGGUUGUAUAGCCCUGGCCAAGUCGUUACCUAGCAACAAGAGCCUGAAGAGCCUCGAUCUCACAAACAACCGCAUCGAUGUGGUGGCGCUACCCUUUUUGUUACAUGGGCUCGUCCGGAACACCGGGCUCGAGUCGCUGCACCUGGCGAAGAACCCGAUGACUACCGAGGGGGUGAAGGCCGUCGUGCGGGCGAUCACGGGGGCAGAGGGCGUUGCCAUCAACUAUCUCAAUGUGGAGGAUAUCCCAGUCGAUAAGGCUUUCACGGAACUUGCCGACAAACUUCGUGACAAAAAGUUCGUUGAAAUCGAGCAUGGCGCGGAGAUGUAUAGCGCGAUAGAGCUGCGAGUGAGGGAGCACGAUCCCCAUGAUCUUAACCGGUUUGAUCCGGUUAUGGUGAUCAUUGAAUACAUGCGCAUUGACAACCUUCGUCUCGUGGACCUGUUCCAGUUCUUCGACACGGGCGGACGCGGUCUCAUCAGCCGCGAGAACCUACGAGAUGGCGUUGCGACGCUUGGCCUCCCGCUCACCGAGCAUCACCUGGACUUGAUAAUGGAGGGCAUCGAUAGAAAAAGAGACGGCUACAUUGACCUCGAGGAGUUCAUGGUUGCUCAGCGGGACAUGUCGAAGACAAUCAUCCAGCGGACCACGCGGGCGAAGCGGAAGGGAAAGGAGGACCUGGGACUGAAGGAGCUGAGACAGAUCCUGAAGGAGCUAGUCGAAAAACGCAGCAAGAAGAACAAAGAAAAGGCCAGUAUUCGCGUGAAGUCCGCCGCCCUCGCCCGGGCAAACUCGGCUGCCUCAAAUAAGUCAAUGGGGCGCGGCCGGAAGCGCGUGCGCACGAAGCGGGCUUCGCUGACGGUCACCAAGCCUAGUUAUUCCACCGUCACAUCCAAAUGAGUGUCUACCAAUUGGCCGCACCAAGCAUUGACACCCACAACCAAAUCGCAAUAAAUGUCUCCCACAACAUUUGAUCGUCAAAUUCUAGCUUUCACACCAACAUGGGUCCAUUGUGUUCGUCUUGUUUGUAUCCGAGUGGUGUGUCUAACAAUGUGUGCGUUUAAUUUUACCAAGAUAGUAUCGAGUGGUUUUAACGCACUUGUUAAUGCUUGAUUGACAUGUGAAUUAAUUACUUUGUUUCGAAAAGGUGCUAUACACAUUUUGCGUUCUAUAUGUUUGUUACUUUCGUUCUGUAAAUGUACAUAUGCUUAAACAUUAAUUAGUUAAA